Camelina sativa (false flax) is the source of this 735-nucleotide messenger RNA. The record is from RefSeq and is a predicted model, not a curated record. Lineage: Eukaryota; Viridiplantae; Streptophyta; Magnoliopsida; Brassicales; Brassicaceae.
AUGGAUCCAUAUGUGUCACUCGUCCAAGAUAGUAAGGAGCCUCUGCUUGAUGAUCCAAAGCAAUAUAGGAGAUUGGUGGGAAGGAUGAUGUAUUUGACAAUAACCAUACCCGAUAUUACUUAUGCGGUGAACAGGUUAUAUCAGUUUACUGCUGCUCCUAAAUCUUCUCAUUUACAAGCUGCAUACAAAGUAUUACACUAUUUGAAGGGAAGCAUUGGUCUGGGCUUGUUCUAUUCUGCUACUGCAGAUCUUACUUUAACAACUUUCACAAAUGCUGACUGGGGUUCUUGUAAGGAUUCUAGACGCUCAACCACUGGAUUUUGCAUGUUCCUUGGAACCUCUUUGAUCUCUUGGAAGUCCAAGAAGCAAAGCAUUGUCUCCAUGUCUUCAUCUGAAUCCGAAUACCGUGCAAUGGGGGUUGGCGUCAAAGAGAUUCAAUGGUUAGUGAAUCUACUGACUGAACUGCAGGUACCUCAAGCUAAAGCAGUUGCUUUCUUUUGCGAUAACACAGCUGCAAUUCACAUUACAAAUAAUGCUGUCUUUCACAAAAGAACCAAGCAUCUGGAGAUGGAUUGUCACAAAGUCAGAAAAGCAGUCACUAAUGGUCUUGUGAAGACGCUCCAUGUCAAGACGGAUCAACAACUGGCUGACGUCCUGACUAAAGCCGUAAAGCCUGGACAGUUUCAUUCUCUUAUUGGCAAGAUGGGUUUGAAUUCAAUCUACAUGCCAUCUUGA